AUGACAACAACCACUUCUAUGAACACUCUUGUCGUGAGUGCCUCCAUUCAACAACAACAACAACUCAUCGAUGUCCUCUCGACAGCCACAACCAUUGGUACUCAUGUCAAUGUUCAACAAGAGUCAUCAUCAGAACCCAACUUUACAACAACAAAUCUCAUGACACAAAACAGCCAAAUUUUUACAAAUGAGGCUCAUUCUCUCUCUUCGAACCAUCAAGAACGUGACAGGAGCAGUAUUGAAAGAGAAUCCUCUUUUGACCCACUUGCAGAACUCAAAGAAUCACCAAAAGAAAACAACAUCUCAACCAACAACACAACAACGUCAUUGAAUUGUUGUUCCGUUUGUCAAACCUUUGCAGAAGAGAUAUCAUCAUCGAUUCGUAGUAGUAAUAACACACCGCAUGGUUUGUUCAACGUUGCAAAACCGAAACAACCAAGUAUAUCAUUAUCAUCAACGAACGAUCAUUCUCCUCACGUCUCUAAUAAUACCAUAAAUCCUCACGACGAGAAUAUGGGACUCAUGAUGAGUAGUUAUUACAAUCAUGUCAUCAUGGAAUCAGCUGAUCAAGAAUAUUUAGCUCAACAGCAAACAUUCCGUUCGCACCAUCAUCAUCAUUAUGACGCAGCAGACGAUGAAAUUCCUAUUGAUGCUGUUGAUGUUACUUCAUGCCAUGGUCCAGUGCCACUUGUCAACGCAUCAUCACACCACACGUUAGGUGACUUGCCAUUUGAAAUGCUCUUCCACAUUCUCACAUUCCUUCCUCAUCAAGAUGAUCUUACUCAUGAAUAUGAAAAGUAUUGGAGUUCUCGAGAGAGAUGUAUGAGAAAGCUUCAUGCUGAAUCGAAAAAGUUUUCUUCUUCUUCGGGUGUCCAAUGGAGACAACGAUUCGUUCGGAACUUGAUUGAAUCCAGUCAAUCAUUGUCCCAACAACAGCAACAGCAACAACAACCACAGAAGGAUCAUUCCACCACCACAACAUCAUCGCCAAUCAAUGUCAUGGUCGACGCAAGCAUUGGUGGAUGUUCGGCAGCAAUCACGAAUUACCCUUCCGAUGGCCAUGGAUCCAGUCACUUGUAUUAUUCCUUGUUCAAGAAUGUACACUUUUGGCAAUUAAUUUGUGAAUUCUAUUUCAAUUUACCAAAAACAGAGAAUUCAGAGCCACCGGUUGAUAGAAAGACAUUGAUUAGUAUUUAUGGAAAGGAGCCAUUUGAGAGAGAAGAUUCUCCAACUACCAUGUCAAAAAUUGUCAAACUAGGUGAUUGGCUUCAAACCAUGUUAAAUAUUUCCAACUCUUCAGAAUUGAACAUUCCAGAUGCUCUUGGAACUGAAUGGCAAGUGGUUUCAACGGGAGCUGUUCAAACGUCUGGAGCUAAUGCUUCUCUUUUCAUUAGCACCAACAAUACUUGUUAUCAUCAAGAGCUUGCAUUGUGGCAAUACAGUUAUCACUAUUUGCAUUGCAUUCCUGCAAGAUUUGAUCAAGAUUCUCGAUACAUGUUACCAAUAUUCCAAAUGGUGACAAAACCAUCCUCUGUUGAAGAUCCAAGUGAGCUUGAAAUGUCUGCUAUCAGUGAAUUGACUAGAAAGAGUUGCAUGUAUAAUACUUGCAUUCAGAGAAGUAUUGAAACUGAUAACAAAAAGUCACCUAAUGACUAUCGAUGGAGAAAUGCAACCAGUUCAAGAACAUUUUCACCUAAUAAUUUGUAUUAUUUUGAAUUUUAUGUUGAAAAGAUUGGUGGUAUUAAUUUGGGUGUUGGUUUAGUUCCAAAUAUUCACUUUACUGCUCCUGAAGGAUCCAAUCCGGUACCAAAAGAUUUCAAUCCAACUCAUUUUGAUAAUUAUAUUUGGCCAUCUGGAAGUUGUCACCACUGUUUUGAAAUUAAUAACCAACGAUACUACUCUGGAGAUGUGGUUGGUAUGCUUGUUGAUUAUAGUUACUCUGAAAAGAAUGUUUUGAAAAUUCACUUUUGUCACAACUGGCACAAGAAGGAUAAGAGAAGAGCUUUAUUCAACAAAUUGAAAAAGAUUAGAGAGAUUGAAACAAAACUUUCUGAGAACCAUCACAGUUCAUUCUCAGUCGAAAGUGUGGACGAUGAAUUGUGUGCCUUCAUUCUCGAUGAUGAACUUAAGGAAUUACAAUCUAAGGCUCAAAGUAAUAUUACUACCAGCGCUGCUGACGAUGAAGAAGACAUCAAUUAUCCAUUUAAGGAAAAUCAAAUGAGACUCAUUUACUUUACAGAUGACAUGCAAACUCAAUUUCCUGAAUGUGUCAUUGGUGAAGGUAGAAAUGAAUUGAUUUCCUUUAUGAAAGUUAAUAGCAAGGACCAACACAAUUCUUCUCCUUCCAAACGUAAAGAUGUGAAAAUUGAUGUUCAAUCUCAGAGACCAACACCAAGCAAGAAAGAACUCAUUCUCCCUGAUUUUAAAUUAUGUGUCACAACCUAUGACAAGGACGAUUCUGUUUCCUUGAUUCGACCAUCUCAACCCUAUCCUCCAUUGUAUUAUCACCUCCAAAGAAAAGGCAGAUAUGACAGACAAGAUUUUAUGAAAUCAUUGCAUGAAGAACAAUUUUCAGAAUUUGAAAAGAAGGAACUUCGAAAACUCUUACUCGAUGAGAUUAAUGAUUAUCAUUCUCAAUGUAAGACGACAACAUCAACUGCCACAAGCACUAGUACUUCUACGAGCGCUUCGAACGAUAGGAGUAACAAGUGUCUCAUCAUGUAA
This is a messenger RNA of Naegleria lovaniensis, 2724 nucleotides long. RefSeq lists its product as uncharacterized. The transcript is spliced from 2 exons. The record is from RefSeq and is a predicted model, not a curated record. Bases 1 to 2724 code for a protein of 907 amino acids. NCBI's taxonomy places the organism in Eukaryota, Heterolobosea, Eutetramitea, Acrasida, Naegleriidae.